GGAGUUUCGCGGCUGCUCUAUUGGGAGUGACAGUUGUUGGGAAGGCUUGAGUUUCAAAUACGCCCAUCGCCAUGGAUGACACCGUCGGAGCCUCAGACAAUGAAAAGAUCAAAAUCAUCAGUGGUUUCAUGGGACUGUGCCCUCCGGGCGAGUUCAACGAGGUUUUCAAUGAUUGCAGGGUCCUGGUCGGCAAUGAUGAGCUCCUCAAGAAGGCUGCCUCAAGCACAAUCGCUGAAUAUCAUAUGGAUCAGCUGACGCCGUGUACCAUUGGAGGCUUCCCGGAUAAAAGUCUCGUCACGCACUUCAAUGCGUUACCCGAUAGCAGAUAUUACGACCCUCGUCAGAGAGUGUCCUUCCGAUUCGACCACUACAAGCGGGAAGCGAUGGAUCCACAACCCAUGGAAUCCAGCCAAACCGACACUGCCGCUCUUAGAGCUUCCUUAGAUGAAUUCUGGUCCACGUACUGCCUGGCGCAUUACAAACACGGAGUUUCGGCAGUUUUUGACCAAAGCGAUAACGAGAAGCAAGAGUUCGUUCUUUGCAUCGAGGAUCACCAGUUUCAGAGCCAUAAUUAUUGGAACGGUCGGUGGCGUGGUGUCUGGACAGUCAGUCUUCAAGAGGGCCGAGCCGCGAUCAAAGGCACAAUCAAGGUUCAGGUGCACUAUUACGAAGAUGGCAACGUGCAAUUACAAGCGACCAAGAACGAAGACUUGACCGUCAAUGUCGAAAAUGACAACGUGGCGUUAGCACAGUGUGUCGUGAAUGCGAUUCGCGAUGCUGAAGGCAAAUACCAGGACUCGAUAAACGAAAACUACAAGUGGAUGAACGACAAAACUUUCAAAGCUCUACGACGGAAUUUACCUUUGACGAGAUCGAAAAUUGACUGGCAAAAAAUCCUCAGCUACAGGGUUGCUUCGGAAAUCAGUAACAAGCAACAAUAACUGGGGAUUCACACGUUUGAUUGAGCAAACAUUUCAAGACACAGCCGAUUUCUUCAUAUGAUAUACAAAAAAAACGAGAACAGUGUCUACCGCGACGUACAUUUCUAUGAAAAUGCAAAAGAAAAAU
Galendromus occidentalis (western predatory mite) is the source of this 1068-nucleotide messenger RNA. RefSeq names its product F-actin-capping protein subunit alpha (gene cpa). Gene Ontology annotation, molecular function: actin filament binding. Bases 72 to 941 code for a protein of 289 amino acids. Gene Ontology annotation, biological process: actin cytoskeleton organization; barbed-end actin filament capping. Gene Ontology annotation, cellular component: cortical cytoskeleton; F-actin capping protein complex. The transcript has 7 exons. NCBI's taxonomy places the organism in Eukaryota, Metazoa, Arthropoda, Arachnida, Mesostigmata, Phytoseiidae. The record is from RefSeq and is a predicted model, not a curated record.